This is a messenger RNA of Acaulospora morrowiae, 669 nucleotides long. The record is from the annotation of a GenBank genome assembly. NCBI's taxonomy places the organism in Eukaryota, Fungi, Glomeromycota, Glomeromycetes, Diversisporales, Acaulosporaceae.
AUGAACGAAAAUAUUAAUCAGAAUCAUAAUGAAAUAGAAGAAAAUCAAGAUAUUGAAAAUGAACAAUUAUCUUCGCCUACUACUGCUACUAUUACCUCUACUGCUAAUUCCUCUCCUGUUUCUAUGCCCAUCUCUACAUUCGCCUCUACCUCUGCUUCUACUUCUGCCUCUACUUUUGCUUCCAUCUCUGCCUCUACUUUUGCCUCUACUUCUGCUUCUACUGCUACUGUUUCCACUAUUCCUACUUCUAUCUCUCAUUCACUUGAAACAGAAAUUAAUAAAGAAAAAGAAAUAGCAUCACAAGAUAUAUUUGUAUCUACUAAAAGAAAAAAUCCUAUAACACCACUUAUGACAGUUAUUCCUGUUAAAAAAUCACAAAGUUGGGUAUGGGAAUAUGUAGAUAAAGAAAAACGAACUUGUAUGGUAUUAAUUAAAGAUCGUAAUGGUGAACAAAUUCAAUGUAAUUGGACAUGUAAAGGCACAACAAGUACUUCUAGUGUAUUGGGACAUUUAAGAUCAGUACAUAGAAUUAUUCCUGAACAAAUAAUUGAAAAAAAUUUUAAUCAAAAUGAACAAAAUAACGAACAAAUUUCUUUAACUAAAUUUGAAAUAGAAAUAAUUACAAAUCAUUUAUUAGCUUGGAUAAUAGAUGAUAUGCAAGCAUUUAGU